Pogona vitticeps (central bearded dragon) is the source of this 2121-nucleotide messenger RNA. Its product is annotated as apolipoprotein L3. The record is from RefSeq and is a predicted model, not a curated record. Gene Ontology annotation, biological process: lipoprotein metabolic process; lipid transport. Lineage: Eukaryota; Metazoa; Chordata; Lepidosauria; Squamata; Agamidae. Gene Ontology annotation, molecular function: lipid binding. Gene Ontology annotation, cellular component: extracellular region; membrane.
AAGACUUGUCAUUCCAGCAAACAGCAAGCAUUGUGCAGCUAUUGGGUCUCAUGAUCCUUAACAGAAUUUCCACAUUAAAAAGAAGAACUAGUAGAAGAAGAAGAACUAGAAAAGCAAAGGAGGAUUGCCAGUAAUUUUGAAAAGCUACAGCAAAAUGUGGUGAAUGGGACAUAGUGAGAAAAUUUUGACUGCCGGUGCAGGAAAAACAGAAAGGCUGAAGUAAAUUCCUACUUGUAAAGAAACUAUUAUUCAUACAUAGUAGCACAAAAAACCUUUCCAAUUUGCCUCAGACGAUGUCAGAGUUCAAAAGGUGUGUGAAGAUGUCUGAUUUAAAAGACUGUGAGGAUGACAACUUGGAAGACAACAAUCCUCUUGCAGACAAUCUAAAUAAUGAAGAAAAACAGAACUUCCCUGAAGGAUACAGCCUUUAUCUAGACAUGGUGCAAUAUAUGGAUGAAAAUGAGAGACAGGGUGGAAACUGGCCUUUAGAGGAAGAUGACAAUGAAACGGUUUCCCAUUUUCUGAAAGUAUUUCCUGCUCAGAGGAAAGAAAUUGAGAAGUGCAUCAGCUGCAUUCGGGAAAUGGCAGACCAUGUUGACAAGAUCCAUAAGGACUGCACCAUCGCCACCAUUACAGCGAGUUCUGCAGGUGCCACAUCCAGCAUCUUGACCAUCCUAGGCAUGGCCUUGAUGCCUGUCACAGCAGGUGCGAGUUUAAUCCUGACAGCCACGGGGAUCGGUGUGGGGGCAGCAGCAGCAGUAACAGGCGUCUCUGCUAAUGUGUGUGAGCGUUUUAUUAAUUCCGAGAAGAGCCAGAAAGCCCAAGAGCUGAUCAACAAAUGUGAGGAAAGAAUUAACAGAUGCAAGGAGAGCUUAACAAGGAUGAUACAACUCAGUGAAGUUCCCUUCCACUCUGGAUUGCCUGAAAACAAAAAGGCCAAUAUAGAAAACUUCCAUUGUUGCAUAUCCGACACUAGUCAAAUUCCAAAACUGGCUUCUAGUGUGAAGGAAAUCAUGGCAGAUGUUAAAGCAUUUGAGAAUCUGGAAGUGACUCCUGCCUUGAAGACAUUAGGAAAGGGAGCUACUUCUGCUAUAAGAAGGUCAAUUCAGACUUCAGUUAAAUGGACUGAUAAUGUAGAUCAUGUAUUUAAAGGAAAUGCCCUUGCUAUAAGCAAAGGAGCCCGCGUGGCGGGUGGUAUAUCUGCUGCAGCAAUUCUCCUGUUCAGUGUUUACUGCAUUGUCAAAGAUGCCCUUCAUUUAGCAAAAGGAGCCAAAGCAACAAUGGCUGCUAAGAUUAGAGAAAAAGCUAGUAACUUAGAAGAUAUAUUGCAAAAGCUUGACAACCUCUGUCAGGAACUGGAACAUACUAGUUCAAACUAGGUAAUAUGUUUGAGCGUGGAUUUAAAAGAUGUGUUCUCUCAAGUGGGAAGAAAUGUAUGUUAUUAUAACACUAUUUUCUUUGAUUGCAUUUCUUAUAUUUUGCAUGCUUUGCCUUGUGAUCGGUCAUUAGACAGAAAACACAGGUUUAACUGUCCAGUUUGAUUGAGGCUUGUAUCUCUGAGGAAACCCCAUUGUGAGAAGAAAAUUACAUUAAUCCUUAGCAUUAUGCGCUCCUCUUGAUGUCUAGUUUAACCCACUGUUUAAAUAAGAGAGAUCCAAAUCAUAUCAGUUAAUGUACUUGCAAUAAUCUAAAGGCCAAUUCACCCUUAAGUUGUAGAGAAACAAUUUUAUGAUUAGGAGAGCAAGACAAGGCCUUUUGGAAGGGUGGAAAUUCUAGCUAGAAUCCUAUUGUCAAUUUGUGCUUGUAUAGGAAAAUUAUAUAAAACUUGACAUGGUCAACUGUCUGGGGGGGUGGGGUAGAAAUCUAAUGAAUGAAUGAACAAACAAACAAACAAACAAACAAACAAACCGGUUGUGUUCCUAGGUCCACACACUAUUGCGCAAUCAUGUGUGUGCCUGGGAAAAGAAACAGCACCUUAUUAAUGGAGCAGCAAUUUGUCUCCAAGACUUAUGUGAUUUCCUUCAUAUAGGUGUAAAUCAGCAACAGGAUUUUGACAUCUAUCAUUAAAUGUAUAAGCCUGUCAAAAGUAAAGGAAUAAAAUUAUUACUGGAUUAAAAUACA